GGGGGGGAAGGUUAUGGAUUGAAACGAUCUUGAUCUAGAAUAUUUCACGGAGUCACACGGGGCCGUUCUUUUUCACUGCAACGCCGUCAUCUCACUCGAUCGCCGAUCUACAUUACGUCUUACCUGUUGGUCGCAUGCGUGUCAUAUCGUGUCUCAGUCGGACUGUUUUGAAAUGCCUCGCCUUCGCAGCAGCUUUUUUCUUCUUCCGAUCCCAUUCAUAUGUCGUCAUGCCCUCGAGAGAUUGGGGGUCGCAUGUCGAUUUACAACUUUCGGAUCAACGAUUGCCUAACUACCCCCCAUUUCUCUCAAAUAGUCAUCUCUCCUUAUUUUACGUCCUUUUUCUCAUCGUUCCCCCACUUUCCAUUAUUCCCUCUCUUGCCCGUACUUAUUUGAAUCAUUUCCGAUUUCCCCCCUUUCCGCAUUUCCGUUCUUACACCUCUCAUCGUCUUACCCGGCGUUGGCUGUCAGGGCGUCAUGUUAUUUUUUGGCUGGAUGUUGGCAUUGUGCUUUUUUUCUUUUAUCUUUUUUAUUUAUCUCCUUUUACUUUUCUCUAUCUGUCAACCCUAGUCUGUCUAUCCGCAUUUUAAGUCUUUUCUUCUUCUAUCGCUUUACUUCUGGCGAAUCAUACUGGAACUAGAAUUGCGCAGAAGACACAAUGAAACAAGUGAUAAGCUUCAGCUGAGAUGGCAAGUUCAAUGGACCCUGUAGGUGGAAACAUACGAGCAAUUAAUAAAAACAGAAUGAAAACAGAAUUGGAAAU
Molecule: messenger RNA, 760 nt
Organism: Aspergillus wentii DTO 134E9
Lineage: Eukaryota; Fungi; Ascomycota; Eurotiomycetes; Eurotiales; Aspergillaceae
Exons: 1
Coding region: 135-587 (150 amino acids)
Source: RefSeq, a predicted model, not a curated record